AUGACUGCUUCAUCUGUUGACGGUGGAAAUUUAUCCAAUAUAAAUUCUUAUUCAAAUAAUGAUGAUUUCUAUACAAUUAUUCAACCUAAUCCAUGGUUAAAAGCUGAUCUAAAAGGAUAUAAAUUAAAACCAAAAUCUUAUAUUCUACAAUCAAGAUGUUUAAGUAAUAGUGAUUUUUUAAGAAGUUGGAAGCUUGAAGGAAUCAAAGAAGAUGGAACCACUAUUGUUUUAGAAAAUAAUAACUAUAAAUUUACACAGAGAGAAAUCAAAGAAUUUCCACUUCAAACAAAUGAUUAUUUUGUUGCUUUCAGAAUCACUCAGACAGGAAAGAAUUCAUAUGGUAACGAACGUUUAAUGAUUAAUAUUUUUGACUUCAAAGGAGAAUUAAUAAAAAUUUGA
Trichomonas vaginalis G3 is the source of this 399-nucleotide messenger RNA. RefSeq names its product protein ubiquitination. Bases 1 to 399 code for a protein of 132 amino acids. The transcript has a single exon. The record is from RefSeq and is a predicted model, not a curated record. NCBI's taxonomy places the organism in Eukaryota, Parabasalia, Trichomonadida, Trichomonadidae.